GGGGGGAGGGUGGUAGGUGGAGAAAGAAGACAUUGCCGCCACCGAAGGCGGAGGAGGGGGAGGACCGCCAAGAGCGACGCCGCCGUGUGCCCAACGGUCGGUGUCCCCGGCUGAGGCAGCGCGGCCGCAGCAGCCCCGUGCUUUCCUGCUACAGAGGCAUAGUUGAGUAGCUGCCACAGAGAUCAUAUGGCCUGCAAAGCCUAAAAUGUUGACACCUACACUAGGGGUGUGAUUUAUCCCAACAGUGAGAAUGGAUCCAAAGAGCUAAGAGCCCUCUUAAAAUUAUCCAGAGGUUCUUUAACUUAUGUGACCUCAUCUAUGUGGACUACUGAUAAAAACCUGAAAGUAAGCAAAAAGGUUUGAUCUGUGGAUGAAAUGAAUCAUGAUUUUCAAGCUCUUGCAUUAGAAUCUCGGGGAAUGGGAGAGCUUUUGCCUACCAAAAAGUUUUGGGAACCUGAUGAUUCAACAAAAGAUGGACAAAAAAGCAUAUUUCUUGGGGAUGAUGAAUGGAGAGAGACUGCAUGGGGAACUUCUCACCAUUCAAUGUCCCAGCCUAUUAUGGUACAGAGAAGAUCUGGACAGGGUUUUCAUGGAAACAGUGAAGUAAAUGCAAUACUGUCUCCGCGAUCAGAAAGUGGAGGCCUUGGUGUGAGCAUGGUAGAAUAUGUACUAAGUUCUUCUCCUGCUGAUAAAUUGGAUUCUCGAUUUAGGAAGGGAAAUUUUGGCACUAGAGAUGCUGAAACAGAUGGACCUGAGAAAGGAGAUCAAAAAGGCAAGGCUUCUCCGUUUGAGGAGGACCAAAACAGAGAUCUUAAACAAGAUGAUGAUGAUUCUAAAAUAAAUGGCAGAGGUUUGCCAAAUGGAAUGGAUGCCGAUUGCAAAGAUUUUAAUCGUACUCCUGGAAGUCGUCAAGCCUCUCCAACUGAAGUAGUUGAGCGUCUGGGCCCCAAUACUAACCCCUCAGAAGGACUGGGGCCCCUUCCUAAUCCUACAGCUAAUAAACCACUUGUUGAAGAAUUUUCAAAUCCUGAAACUCAGAAUCUGGAUGCCAUGGAACAAGUUGGUCUGGAAUCCUUACAGUUUGACUAUCCUGGUAAUCAGGUACCAAUGGACUCUUCAGGAGCUACUGUAGGCCUUUUUGACUACAAUUCCCAGCAGCAGCUCUUUCAGAGGACUAAUGCACUAACAGUUCAGCAGUUAACUGCAGCUCAACAGCAGCAAUAUGCAUUAGCAGCAGCUCAGCAGCCACAUAUAGCUGGUGUAUUCUCAGCAGGCCUUGCUCCAGCUGCAUUUGUGCCAAAUCCAUACAUUAUUAGUGCUGCUCCUCCAGGGACUGAUCCAUAUACUGCAGCAGGAUUGGCUGCAGCAGCUACAUUAGCAGGUCCAGCGGUGGUUCCACCUCAGUAUUAUGGUGUUCCAUGGGGGGUGUAUCCUGCCAACUUAUUUCAGCAACAGGCUGCAGCUGCGGCAAAUAACACAGCCAAUCAGCAAGCAGCAUCACAAGCUCAGCCUGGACAGCAACAGGUUCUCCGUGCUGGAGCAGGUCAGCGUCCUCUUACUCCCAAUCAGGGUCAGCAAGGGCAGCAAGCAGAAUCACUUGCAGCAGCUGCAGCAGCAAAUCCAACUUUGGCUUUUGGUCAGGGUCUUGCUACUGGCAUGCCAGGCUAUCAAGUACUAGCUCCAACUGCCUAUUAUGAUCAGACUGGUGCCUUAGUGGUUGGCCCUGGAGCAAGGACUGGCCUUGGAGCUCCAGUUCGAUUAAUGGCUCCAACACCUGUUUUAAUUAGUUCAGCGGCAGCACAAGCUGCAGCAGCAGCAGCAGCUGGAGGAACUGCAAGUAGCCUUACAGGCAGCACAAAUGGUCUGUUUCGGCCACUUGGCACUCAGCCACCACAGCAGCAGCAACAACAGCAGCCAAGCACUAAUCUGCAAUCUAAUUCAUUUUAUGGAAGUAGUUCUUUGACUAAUAGCUCCCAGAGUAGUUCUUUAUUUUCUCAUGGACCUGGUCAACCUGGAAGUACAUCUCUUGGCUUUGGAAGUGGUAACUCUUUGGGUGCUGCUAUAGGCUCAGCCCUCAGUGGAUUCGGGUCAUCAGUUGGCAGUUCUGCAAGUAGUAGUGCCACAAGGAGAGAGUCUCUAUCUACUAGCUCUGACUUGUACAAAAGAUCUAGUAGCAGCCUAGCACCCAUAGGGCAACCAUUUUACAAUAGUCUGGGAUUUUCCUCCUCUCCAAGUCCAAUAGGCAUGCCUCUGCCAAGCCAAACUCCAGGACAUUCACUUACGCCACCGCCAUCACUUUCAUCACAUGGAUCCUCAUCCAGUUUGCAUUUAGGAGGACUGACAAAUGGUAGUGGUCGAUAUAUCUCUGCAGCACCUGGAGCAGAAGCAAAAUAUCGAAGUGCAUCAAGCACUUCCAGUCUAUUUAGUUCCAGCAGCCAGCUCUUUCCUCCUUCUCGGCUUCGGUAUAAUAGGUCUGAUAUUAUGCCUUCUGGCCGCAGUAGACUAUUGGAAGAUUUCAGAAACAACCGCUUCCCAAACCUUCAACUUAGAGACUUGAUUGGACAUAUAGUUGAAUUUUCUCAAGACCAGCAUGGUUCUAGAUUCAUACAGCAAAAACUAGAAAGAGCUACUCCAGCUGAGCGACAGAUGGUAUUUAAUGAAAUUCUGCAGGCAGCCUAUCAAUUAAUGACUGAUGUUUUUGGCAACUAUGUUAUACAGAAGUUUUUUGAGUUUGGGAGUCUGGAUCAAAAAUUAGCCCUGGCUACUCGUAUUCGUGGUCACGUUCUACCCUUAGCCUUGCAGAUGUACGGCUGCCGAGUUAUUCAGAAAGCAUUAGAAUCUAUUUCAUCUGACCAGCAGGUAAUUAGUGAAAUGGUAAAGGAGCUGGAUGGUCAUGUGCUGAAAUGUGUGAAAGAUCAAAAUGGAAACCAUGUUGUACAAAAAUGUAUCGAAUGUGUUCAGCCACAGUCACUGCAGUUCAUCAUUGAUGCUUUCAAGGGACAAGUAUUUGUGCUUUCAACUCAUCCUUAUGGCUGCAGAGUAAUUCAGCGCAUCCUAGAGCAUUGCACUGCAGAACAGACCUUACCUAUCUUAGAAGAACUCCACCAACAUACAGAGCAGUUGGUACAGGAUCAGUACGGAAAUUAUGUUAUUCAGCAUGUACUGGAACACGGUCGACCUGAAGACAAGAGCAAAAUUGUUUCCGAAAUCAGAGGAAAGGUUUUAGCCCUGAGUCAACACAAAUUUGCCAGCAAUGUAGUAGAAAAGUGUGUUACUCAUGCCUCCCGUGCUGAGAGAGCUUUACUGAUUGACGAGGUUUGCUGCCAGAAUGAUGGUCCUCACAGUGCCUUAUACACCAUGAUGAAGGACCAGUAUGCCAAUUAUGUGGUUCAAAAGAUGAUUGAUAUGGCUGAACCUGCUCAGAGAAAGAUAAUCAUGCAUAAGAUUCGACCUCACAUUACUACUUUGCGCAAAUACACAUAUGGGAAGCAUAUACUGGCCAAGCUGGAAAAGUAUUAUUUGAAGAAUAGCCCAGAUCUAGGACCUAUUGGAGGACCACCAAAUGGAAUGCUGUAAAUUACAGAAGCAAGAGAAAGAAGAUAAUUUAACCAUGUGAAAAGAUUUUUGUGUGUGUGUGAAUUAUCAAAACACAACUCAACUAUGAAUCUUCAAUUUUUUUUUUAAAACAAAACUAUUUAUUGACUUUAUUCAUCCAUUUGUAAAUUUUUUAAGGUUCUUGUGUAUAUUUGGGGGGUGGGGGAUGAAUUAUAAAUUAUAUUCAGCCCUGAGUGGAGACCUAUCAGAUUGGAUUGCUGGCAAAGCACAGAAUGCCUGUAUAUGAUGUAACUGUAUCAAAAAUAAAAAGCUGUCUCAUAUUUUGUAAAUUUUUACCUUGUAAAGUCACAAAAAUAGUUUUUAAAGGAAAAAGUACAGUAUUCUUUUAAUAAACUGGCUCACAGUCUGGUAGGUCUACAACCCCAUAGCACAACAGGUUUAUAGAGAUGUAUAUAGAAUUAUAGUCCUUAUUUUUUUCCUUUGUGUGAGACCUUUUAUAACAGAUUAACAAUCAACUGCAUAAAUAUUAUUAAUAUUUUAAAAAGAGUUAAGUUGUAUUUUGGUAAUUCACAAACUAUCAUGCAAAUAAUGAGCAAGUAAGACAAGAAUAAAAUGAUUUGAGAUGAAAAGAACAUUAUUUACAGUAGAUAUGGUUUUAAUACAAAUACUGCCCUAAAAUGUCUCUGGCAAUGUACAAAAAUAUUGUAUAUACUUACAUAUGUAAUUGUUGUAAGAGUUAAGAAAUACAAAAUCAUGGUGACACUUCCAAUUAAGUGCACUAAAUGAAAAGUUAAGUCAUAUAUUAACUUUUCAGUUUGGUUUGCAAUGAGAAAGAGUGAAAAUUUGUGUUUUGUUUUGCUUAGAAUUACAAAGACAUGUUGAGGAAGUGUUGAGUUUUAUUUUGCUUUUUCAUAGAGGCAGAAAGUAGGAACCAGAUAGAGGUGAAAAGGGGCCACUGAAAAGUGAAUUUGAUAGCUCAGCAUUUACGCAUGAUUACAUAUUCAGAUAGCUCUUUUUGCUUUCUAUAAAUAUAUGCAUUGUGUGUGUAGUAAUAGAUGUAAGUUUACACUUUGAAAGGAAAUCUUGUUUCAAUGUUUAUUAUAAAAGCCUUGCUUAAUUUGGUAGUGAUGCUUUCCUUGGUUGUACAGGUGUACAUUUGUAAACCUUCAUGCUGUAAAUGAAAUUUGUUUUAUCUCUUUGGGAUACAUUUGCAUUUUAGUGUACAUUUAUGUCCCUGCCCUCUUUGACCUGGCAAUAUAGUGUUGUAUAAUGUAAAUUUAUUUCUCCAAACCGAGAGUGAUUUUUUUAAAAUUUUUUAUCUUUAUAUGGUUUCAGAAGUAUGAACCAGGUUUCUUUUUAUUAUUGUGAGAUCAUUUUGUUUUAUAACAUAGUUGUUGACUGUUAAUAUGGACAUGCUAGAAUUUGGAUCACUUUCAAUUGAAGUCAGGGUAUUGUGCAUAACAGAAAGUAUUGGACUGAGAUAUUUGGUUACCAUGGAGGCCAAUGCUUUUUUCAUCUUAUUAAAUGUGAUGUGACUUUUUUCUUUGUACAGAAGAGUACUGUAUUUUUGAAUAGCCUACUCCCAAGUAAGAGCAAAUCUGUAUGAUAACAUUUUUUUCUCUGGACAUAAGACAUAACAGUAACACGAUGUACAUUUACAAGCGGCCUUAUGUACAUUUCCCAACAAUCUUUUUAAGGCAAAAUUGUGACCAUAUGUGUAUAAUUAAAAUCAUUUUUAAUCCUUUGCCUAUGAAAAUAUUUUGGAAAAAAAACUUGCUGUGUAUAUUCAGUUUCUGAAAGAUAAAGAAAGUGCUUUGUAUUUUGUUGAAGUCAGUAUUUUGUAUAAACAUUUCUGUUGACCCACUUAUGUUUAGUGCUGAAAACUAAAAUGAACAUACUAUCUCUGUCAGCUGAAUAUGGAAGAGAUCUGUUUUUACUAGAGAUCUGCAGAAGAAAAGCUAUCUUCUGAGCACAGUGUGGAAUCUAAAGGUUUUAUCACUUAGUUGUUCAUAUUAUGAACCUAAAAAUAAUGGCAUAAAGUUUGGGGAUGCCAGGCAUACCUUUUCAUGUUUGGUGUUUAGUUAUUUUAGUUUUCAAACCCAACAUUCCUUGGUGAGGCCAUUAAAUCCAAAUACUUGUCGCUGUUCCAUCUGAUAGUCACACAGGGUCAUCAACAUGUACCAGUCACUGUAGCAGCACCUUUUUUUUUUUUAACCCACACAAAGCCGCGCUCUCACUUUUUCCUACUUUGCCAACCUCAGAGUAUUUCGGCCCAUGUUAAGACUUUUGUUCCCAGUGUCAGCCCAUGGUUUCAGGAUCAAAGCUGUCAUGUUGGAGAUUGGUAAUGACUUUCCUGUCUUUGUACAGUUGAAUUCCUAGUCUUCCUUCAUCCUUGCUGUCUGUUGGCAGAGGCAUUAUCUCUGCAAUUUUAGAAAAUGACAAGUACUAGAGAAUAUUACAUUGAGAAACUAAACCCUCGGGAUUCUGAUACUCCCACGUGUCCCAGUGCUGACAACCCAGUCUUUCCAAUACUUUCAGGCCUGCUCUACAAAAAUAACUUCUUGUAGAAGUUUUACAGUUUGCCAUUUUGGGUACCCACCCCAAUUUUUACCUUUUAGUAAGUUGGCAUGAAAUUUUGGUAAAAUCUGAAAAUGACAUUUCAGAAUAAAGAAACAAUUGGGCUAAACUACCUAGGCUUUACUUGAGUGUCUCCUUUUGAUAUGGAUUGUUUCUGGACCAGUUUGUCUUAAGUCCUGGCUCUUAAUUGGUUCAUAUGAAAUAAUGUUUAACUUCACUUCUUUGUAUAUUAUGUAUAAAUUAGAAAAUGAAAAAUGUGUGAAUAACAUUGUAUGAAAUAAA
Messenger RNA from Callithrix jacchus (white-tufted-ear marmoset), 6414 nucleotides. It is a transcript of the gene PUM2, whose product is annotated as pumilio RNA binding family member 2. Gene Ontology annotation, cellular component: cytosol; cytoplasm. Gene Ontology annotation, biological process: miRNA processing; regulation of mRNA stability. Gene Ontology annotation, molecular function: mRNA 3'-UTR binding. The record is from RefSeq and is a predicted model, not a curated record. Lineage: Eukaryota; Metazoa; Chordata; Mammalia; Primates; Cebidae.